AGUCAGAUUUCUUUAUAUACCGAAAUGUCAGAAGGCUGUACAUACGUUUGUUUUUCAUUGUGUUGUUAUUGAAGGACCGGCCAUUCUUUCUUAAUAUCAACUGACAUAUUAACAUACAAGGAUAUACAGUAAAAGUACAGAUUGUGACCAAUUGGAUAAACGUUUUAAACUAGUACACAUACACGUGGAUCAUACCGAUAUAACCACAGACGUACGGUCUGUGAUGAAGUAUAUUGAGACAUUAUAAAUAAGUAGAUCUUAAACUAGACGGCAGAAUGACAAUCUGUAAUGAAAUGGAUAGAAACUUUUUAAAUCCGUAAAUCAAAUAUCAGACUCUCAUGCAGAAGUCAAAACGUUAUCUGUGAGCUCUUGUCAAUGUAUGAUCCAGUAUACGACCACUGACUGAGCAGGGAGUGUAAGAGACAUCACCAUGGAAACUACCACAACGAAUUCGAAAAGAGGACCCCGUGAUAAGUCAAACUGGGUUCAUUUGCCCAGUAUUGACAUGGGUUACCGUGGUAAACCAAAAGUCGACUCUCUGUCCAACAACAGGUAUCAACCUAAACAGAGCUACAAAGAGAUACCCUCAUUCCCAGUUAUCUGGAAAGGUGAACCAAAGGUGAAGUCCAUCGACCCUGACCACAUAGAGCGCACUAAAAAGAAGCAAUCACCAUGGAAUAAUGACCAGCAUACUAAGACCAUCAUCAUUCCGAAAAGUCAAGUCAGUAGAAUUAAGCAGAACUGGAAAGAUGCUCGAGAAAAUACUGAGACUGGAAAACUUGAAAUUCCAGUUACACCAAAGAAAUUUGUUGGGAAACCCAAGGUUGGAUCACUUGAGAACGCUGGAUAUAAACCAGGUGGUGGGAAUGUGGAAAUUCCUGAUGAGAGACCACAGUGGGAUUCAAGCUCAAAGGUUGAAUCUCUUCUAAAUAUGCACUAUAGGCCAAAAACUGGAUAUGUUGAAAUUACCAAUAAAAAGUUCGACUGGAAUGUGGAGGCAAAAGUGGGUUCAUUUGAUAACAUUGGUUACAUACCAACAAAGAAACCAAAAAAGGCGAUAGAUUAUCCUUUGAAGUGGCAGGCUUUGUCCAAGGUAGGUUCCCUUAAUAACAAAAACUACCAACCUGGGGGAGGAAACGUACAACUGCUGACGGAAAACAAGAAAUGGAAUGCUCAAUCAAAAGUGGGUUCCUUUCAGAACAAGGGGUACCAGCCAGGAGGUGGUAAUGUUAUGUACGACACAGUGCCUCUUGAAUGGACUGCUAAGUCAAAGGUUGGAUCGCUGGAGAAUAAGGACUUUAAAUCAAAGGGAGGCAAUAAGGUUUACCAUACUGAGGAACUGGUGUGGAAUGCCACCGCAAAAGUUGGAUCUUUUGCUAACAAACAUUUUCAACCUGGAGGAGGAAAUGUGGCAUACAAUACAGAGAAACUAGAUUGGACCACUGAAUCAAAGGUUGGCUCUCUUGAAAAUAAGGACUAUAAAUCAAAGGGAGGCAAUAAGGUUUAUCAUACUGAAGAACUGGCGUGGAAUGCCACCUCAAAAGUUGGAUCGCUUGUUAACAAACACUUCCAAUCUGGAGGAGGCAAUGUGGAAUACAACACAGAGAAUCUAGAGUGGAAAGCUGAAGCAAAAGUAGAUUCACUUAAAAACAAAAACCAUCAACCUGGAGGCGGAGGUGUGGAGUAUCAGAUUGAAUCCCUAGACUGGAAAGCUUCCCCUAAAGUUGGGUCACUGGGAAACAAGGACUACAUGUCUACAGGUGGAAAUGCUGAAUAUGACACGGAGGUGAUUGGUUUGGAAUCUGAACCUAAAGUUGGGUCUUCAGUAAACAAACAAGACCAGUUGGAAGGUGUUGAUGAAGAAAUUCAGGCAGAGGAGCUAAACGGGACGUCGGGGCCAAAGGAAGGCCUGCUACUGAACGAAAACCACCAGGCAAGCUCGGGAAAUUCCAAAGAAGAAUAUGAAAAAAUACCACGGAACAAUGUUUCAGAAGGUGAAUCUUUGGAAACUUACAUAAGUCCAGAACCUAAGUACAGGAGAGUGAACUCUCAGAGUGGUGGUGUACAAAUUUCAUCCAAUGAGGAAUCGUCCAAACCUUUGACAGAAAACCAGGAGAGGAACCAUUAGGCCAGUGUUAACCAGACCACCACACUGGUCAGUCAACAUGGACAGGGGACCCAGAGUUCAGACGUUGUGUUCACUCAUACAGAGACCGGUAAUUAAUGUAAUCACUUGUCUUGUUUCGGAGAGUAAGUGAAACUAAGGUGUGACUUUUUGGCGGCGUCAAACAUUCUCAUUUAACUUCACGUUCAUAGGCUACUUCGAAUUCUCACACAAUGUGAAGGUGGUUGGGCAUUCAUACUCGGAUCAUAGUCACACUGCAUCACAUUAUAUACUGCGGAUGCUUAGUGUGGCUUCUAUUUCAUGGUUCAUUGACUUGCUGAUGAUGAGUUUUCACAUUAUCUGUGCUUCAAGUGAUUUCAAAAACUCGAAUUUUGAAUGCCUGACUUUUUUCUUGAUUUGGUCGUUCUACGGAUUGUUUAAGGUAAAUAAUGCCUCAAUGUAUGUACAUUUGUUUCAUAGCAUUCCUAUUAACCUUACAAUAACCAUAUAAUUAAUCAAAUUCUCUGUUGAAAAUGUAAAUAUGUUAAUGGCCUCCACGCUGGUGUAAAUUAAGCCUAAUGUAAGUGAGUUUAGUAUCACCUCGAUAUAUAUAUAUAUAUGAAAACAAAAGACAAGAGUUUCUUCGACUUUCCUAGCGCUUUCUCCUCUUUAGAGAUUCACCAGAGGAACUAUAUAUAUAUAUAACACCUUCAUUAUAUCUUUAUUUCCUUAUCCAUAUCUUUGUGCAGUACUCAAAUACAUUGAUUUAAUUCACAAUUUGGACUUAGUGCAAUUUUACUUGUCAUUAAUUUAACCAUUUACAAUUUUCUAUAUAUCUUUAAGUCAGCAUUCCUCUUAAACACCUGUGCUGAUGACCUUACUAUAAACCAAACACAGAGUAUACCUCUAUGUUUGCCUGUGAUUCUGUGAAAAAAAAUGAAAUUGGAAUCUAUAAUAUGUCUAUUCAUUGUUAAUUUGCAGUUGUAUCUCUUAACAUAUUUAUUUAAACUCACUAUUUACUUAUCUUUUUAACUUCAACUCAAUAUUCCUUCUGUAUACUUAUUCAUGUGUUGACAAACCUGCAAUAAACUAAACAUAGUGUAUGUCGGUAUGUUUGCUUAUAAUUAUGUCAAGAAAGUAUUUUGAAUCCAUUUUAUCUAGGUUAUACACGAUAUAAUGUAAAUAAUUCAAAAGAUCGGAUUUGACGAUAGAAGGCCUCCCCCGGGCAUAUAGUGACAAUUAGUAUACAAUAAAAAUGUUUUGAU
Mizuhopecten yessoensis (Yesso scallop) is the source of this 3369-nucleotide messenger RNA. RefSeq lists its product as uncharacterized. NCBI's taxonomy places the organism in Eukaryota, Metazoa, Mollusca, Bivalvia, Pectinida, Pectinidae. The coding region runs from base 431 to 2128 and encodes 565 amino acids. Gene Ontology annotation, molecular function: microtubule binding. The transcript has a single exon. Gene Ontology annotation, cellular component: neuron projection. Gene Ontology annotation, biological process: neuron projection development; microtubule cytoskeleton organization. The record is from RefSeq and is a predicted model, not a curated record.